ACGUUCAACACUGCUGCACCUUGCAGAGAUGUUCGGGACCUGACCAGUGGAGUUGCCAUGGCGCAGGUACUUCACCAAAUAGAUGUUGCUUGGUUUGAUGCAUCUUGGCUAAAUCGCAUUAAAGAUGAUGUUGGUGACAACUGGAGAAUAAAGUUCAGUAAUCUGAAGAAGAUACUGCAAGGAAUUAUGGACUACUAUCAUGAGUUCUUGGGUCAGCAGAUUUCAGAAGAGCUUAUUCCAGACUUAAACCGGAUAUCUGAGAAUUCAGAUCCCACUGAACUGGGCAGGCUACUGCAGCUUAUUUUAGGUUGUGCAGUCAACUGUGAAAGGAAACAAGAAUACAUACAAAAUAUCAUGACCCUUGAAGAGUCUGUUCAACAUGUUGUCAUGACUGCCAUUCAAGAGCUCAUGAGCAAGGAAGUAACGGGUCCUUCCACAAGUGAUGCAUCAAGUGAGAUGGAACAGCAGCUUAAAAAAGCUUUGGAAGAUCUUCAGGAAGCACUAGCAGAAAAAGAAGAGUUGGCACAAAGAUGUCAAGAGCUAGAUCUACAGGUGGCUGCCCUCCAGGAUGAAAAAACCAGCUUGAUGUCAGAAAAUGAGGUUAUGAAUGUCAGGCUAGAGCAAUUAGAUUACUCUCUUGAUGAUGCAAAUACUGUGGUUGCAAAAAAGUAUUUUCAUGCACAGCUGCAGCUGGAACAACUGCAAGAAGAAAACUUCAGGCUUGAAGCUGCAAAAGAUGGUUAUCGUGUGCAUUGUGAAGACCUAGAAAAGCGACUGAUUGAGCUGCAACACAGAAACAAUGAACUAACCUCUUUGGCAGAAGAAUCUAGAGCCUUGAAAGAUGAAAAUGAUAUUCUUAGGACUACUGCAGACAAGGCAAGUAAGCUGGAAUCAACUGUUGAGGUGUAUCGUAAAAAGCUACAGGAUCUGAAUGACUUCCGCAGACAAGUCAAAUCUCUGCAUGAAACCAACAUGAUGUAUAUGCACAAUACAGUCAGUCUGGAGGAGGAACGGAAGAAAGCCAAUGUAGCACGUGCCCAGCUAGAAACCUACAAAAGACAGGUCCAGGAGCUUCAUAACAAGCUGUCUGAAGAAUCAAAAAGAGCUGAUAAGCUAGCAUUUGAAAUGAAACGACUUGAAGAAAAACAUGAAGCUUUAGUCAAAGAAAAAGAGAGACUGGUGUUACAGUGUGAUGCAUUGAAGGAGACAAAUGAAGAGCUCCGAUAUUCACAGAUGCAGCAGGAUCACCUGAGUCAAGCAGGUGUAUCUCGUGAUAAAAGCCACGAGAAUCUUGCUGCUGAAAUUCUACCAGUGGAAUACAGAGAAAUGUUUAUUCGGCUGCAGCAUGAAAAUAAGAUGCUUCUAUUACAGCAGGAAGAAUCAGAAAACCAACGUAUUACUGAGCUCCAGGAGCAGCUGGAGCAAAAGCAUCGGACGGUGAACGAACUAGAAACUGAGAAGAGGCUAGAUGAAGAGCGUAUUGGGGAGUUACAACAGCAGGUUGAAGAUCUGCAAAAGACUUUACAGGAGCAGGGAUCCAAGAAUGAAGGAUCUAGCAACCUGAAGCAGAAGUUGGCAGCACAUAUGUAACGUUUAAAGUAAUUGUUUAAACGUUUCCACCAUCACGUUUCUGAGUUACAGAAGAAAGAGGCUGAUCUUUCAGAACUCCAGCCUGACGUUAGUCAGAACCCUCAGAAGAUUGGAGAGCUGGAAGCAGCUUUGCGAAAAAAAGAUGAGGAUAUGAAAGCAAUGGAAGAAAGAUACAAAAUGUACCUUGAGAAAGCAAGAAACGUGAUAAAAACCUUAGACCCCAAGCUAAAUCCAGCAUCAGCAGAAAUUAUGUCGCUCAGAAAACAGAUAAUGGAGAAAGACAAGAAAAUUGAAGCACUAGAGGCUGAAUACAAACUUGCAAAGUUAUGUGAUUACGAGGAAAAGCUAAUUGUAACUGCGUGGUAUAACAAGAGCCUAACUCUUCAGAAGCUAGGUAUGGAAGCAAGACUGGUUGGCAGUAGUGGUGCCUGCAAAGAUGGUCCCGGAUGCUCGUUCCUAGCUCAACAACGUCAUGUCACCAAUACCAGAAGGAAUCUCACUGUUAAAGUACCGGGUGCAACAUCUGAUUAA
This is a messenger RNA of Opisthocomus hoazin, 2121 nucleotides long. Lineage: Eukaryota; Metazoa; Chordata; Aves; Opisthocomiformes; Opisthocomidae. The record is from RefSeq and is a predicted model, not a curated record.